Molecule: messenger RNA, 1968 nt
Organism: Trichobilharzia regenti
Lineage: Eukaryota; Metazoa; Platyhelminthes; Trematoda; Strigeidida; Schistosomatidae
Source: the annotation of a GenBank genome assembly
UGUGGUUAUCGCAUUUUCUCACCUCAAGGACACUUGUAUUCUGUUAACUAUAAAACUACACUAUAUCACCUAAUUGUUCAUUCACACUUCAUCACAUUUUUCUGACUAAACACCCUAUACACAUUUAAUUGACUAUGCUAACUAAUGGACUAUCACCUCAACUUACACAUGCACCCCAAUACAGUUUCUGAUAUUAUUUUCAUUUGCCUUUACUGGCUAUAUGUACUCUAUUAUUCAUGGAUUUAUAACUGUAGAGCCUGAAGAAGAAGUUAUCGAAAACAAUUGUUCGCUCAAAAUCUUGUUUUACUUUCAUAUUUCUUACAUCACAUAUUCUUGAAGUAUGUAUAAAAUAUCUACUUAUUAUAACGAAAUCAUUUUUCAUUUAACCCUAUUUGAUUUAUAAUAUAUUCAUCAUGCAUCUUAAAUGUAUUAAAAAAGUGGUGAAAAAGUACAAAGGUAUAAAGCAGUAUAGAACAAUUACUUGAAACAUAAAUAUUUCACAGAGUGUACUUUGACAAAAAAACCACUUUACUGGUGCGAACUUUAUAUAAGUAAGGUAAUCAAUGGCUACUCAACACCUCAACUUCUCUCUACGACGUUUAUAUAUUCUCAACAUUAUUUAUCUACACGAACAAGUAUUGAUUCUUCGCGCUGUGAAACAACUCAAAGCACAUUACUCUAUCCUCAGACGACUACAUGAACAGUGGUUUAAGACAGUAAAGUGCAUAUUCUCCGGCAAUUUUGAAGUGAGGAGUUCACAAACAUGAGAAGCACUUUGCAGUUGAACAUCAUCAAUAGAUUCAAUAUUAGUUUGAGAGUGAGAAUUCUCCUGCUCACAGCUGUUCAAAUCUUUCUAUCCUUAGUUUGUAUUAUGAUAUUCACCCAUAUUUGUAUCUUGCAGGAGUGGAUUGUUAAAUCUGUUUGGUUUGUAUUCACCUCUGUUGCUAUUUUACUCUGUACAAUAAUCGCUUGGCUCUUCAUCAGACUAUACGUGAAUUCAUUGGCCAUUGACAUAAUAUUUGCAGUAUUGCUUAACAUAUUUCUACCAAUAACACUUUGCAUAAUAUCACUAAUUUUUGUACCGCUGUGGUGCGAGAUAUCUAUGUGCGUUUCAGUUUGCAUGGCUGUCUUCACGGGAUUAUUUGCUAUAAAAAUGGAUCUAUGGAGACCGAGUAGUAGCAAGUGGCUGAUAAGUAUGCUUGCCUCAAUUGUAAUCGUUGGUAUUAUCUCCUCUAUUGUUCUUGCGUUACAAAUUUACAAUGAAAUGAUUUUUACGCUAGUUCAGUUGGUAUGGAAAGAUAAAGUGGCCCGCAGCAAAUACAUAUUCAUCUCGAGUUUUCUAUACUUAUUCUUCUUUGGAGUAUUUUUUUUCAUCCUCGUAGUUUCUCCUUCUAAAAACUUCCCUCCAAAUCCCACCAAUAAUACGGGGAACUAUUAUUUCGAAUUAAUUAAACCUUUCCACUUUUUAAAUGUAUCACAUAGAUCAAGGCAAUGAGUGACAUAUGAAGAAGUUUACAAACCAUGUGAAAUCUGAUUCGUAUUUCUGUAAUUCGCCUUUAUGAUGAAAAUGCUGCUUGAUUCAACACUCAUAGUUUUCAUACAUUUAUUUCUCUUUAUAAAUUUGAAUAAAGCAAGAAUAACAGUCUGUGUGGAACAAGAUGAUACCAUCAUUUAUUUCGUUGACUUUUCAUCAGCUAUGUACGGCCUGAAGAAAUUAUCAAGUGUUUGAUGUACAAAACAGUUUUAGCUAACGUGAAAAUGUUACAUGAUAUCAGUUAAUGGCAGAAGACGCCGAACUUAAUAAACAGUGCUCAGAAAAUUAUGCUGACACAGUUUUAAUUCAAAGAGCUCAAUUUUAAACAGAACUAGCAUAUGGUUGUUAUGGGGUUCUGUAGUAAGGACAAGAAGCGUGUAAGAUGAUGAGUAAACAAUCUAUGGAGUAACGAUGUGUAAAGUUCAACUGAAGCC